CCUGAAUCGGAGAAAUACACAAGCAAGUGAUAGCUGAUAACUUAUCCGAGAAAUUAUUGCUUUUUAGUCUGUCAGUAGCUCCGUUCAGAAUAACUUGAACUACGAUGGUUCUGGUGUUAAACGGCGUCCUGCAGGAAGACUGCCCGCCGGAUUCCAGGUCAUUGUAUCACACUCACCCUAUAUACAGAGAGACUGCUGCGCAACUGUUGAAUGUUCCUAAUAAAAUUAUAGGCACCGUAGGAUUGCUGUAUGUGCAACAAAGAGAAUUGGCCGCUACUGUACCGCAUGAUAAGAAUGUGAGCAUUCUUGGGGCAGAUGAUGUUACCACCUGCUUGAUUGUAGUCGUUCGUCAUUCUGGGUCAGGUGCGGUGGCAAUGGCGCAUUUGGACGGAUCUGGGACCGACGAAGCCGUUUGCACGAUGGUCCAGAGAGUCCAGGAACUGGCUUUAGGUUAUCCCGAAGGGCGCAUAGAAUUGCAACUAAUAGGAGGAUUCAACGAUCCCCGUCACUAUUCCGAUGAAAUAUUUUUUAAUGUUAUAAAUUCAUUCCACAAGCAUCCGAUAGAAAUCGAUCUGACUCUAGCCUGCACCGGUGAAUUGAACACGACCAUCAGAGGGGGAAUCCCCUGGCCCAUCAUCUACGGCGUCGGGGUGAACGUGAAAACCGGCGAAAUUUUUCCGGCCACAUUUCCAGAUAAAGGCCCCGAUCAUUCCUUGAGGUGCGCCCGAUACCUCACCGGCGUACCACAGGUGCUGGAUAUCUACGACAGUGUUUUGGGCCUGCUGAGAAUAGGCCCUUUCAAUUACGAGCCGCUGCGAGGCGUCGAUUUGUGGCUAGAACAAACGGAUGAUUUUAUUUUGCAGCAUUUAUCUACCUGCCCGGAAGUGCAACCGCCGCAUUUCGUCAUGCAGAUAAGAGCGGCGUUGAAAUAUAUCCAAGAAAACCAGUUUCCUGCUGUGACCGUCUUCAGAGACAAUCGUCCCCGUUAUUACAGGAGAGACGAACACUCGGGCUCGUGGACGCCGAUUAGAUAUUAAACUAUUGAAUAAUAUAUCCGCUGUAUACUUAUUUUGUUGCUUUUUGAUGAGUUUUUUUUUCUGUCUAAGGAUCGCUAACAGGAUGCAUUUUCUUUACGGUGUACUGAUGUUAUUUUGUGCAAAACUGAGUAGGGUAGAGUGAACUUUUAUUAGACGAAAUAUAAAAUGCGUUGAAGAU
Phyllotreta striolata is the source of this 1215-nucleotide messenger RNA. Lineage: Eukaryota; Metazoa; Arthropoda; Insecta; Coleoptera; Chrysomelidae. The record is from the annotation of a GenBank genome assembly.